Racocetra fulgida is the source of this 6788-nucleotide messenger RNA. NCBI's taxonomy places the organism in Eukaryota, Fungi, Glomeromycota, Glomeromycetes, Diversisporales, Gigasporaceae. The record is from the annotation of a GenBank genome assembly.
AAGCAGGAUUAACUCCCCAAGAGGCUGACUUUGCUGCAUAUUUGUAUAAUAAUGGUCAUAGGGAACCAAAAGACUUAGACAAAAAUAGUUUAGAAAAACUGAGAAAAGAUUAUGUUGGUUAUUUAAAAGCAAAAAGUUAUAAUCUCCAAUCAGAAUUAGAUUUAGAGGAAUUGAGAGAAGAAUACUAUGACAAAAAAGGAGAAUUAGAUUUAGGGGAUUUUACUUAUAGUGAUGAGAAUUAUCCCCCAGAGGGAACUUGUCACCUUGAUUUGUCUGAUUUUAUUGAUUUAAAGGAACUUAAAUGUUAUCAGAAUAAACUAACUUCUCUCAAAUUAAUUAAUUGUCAGAAGUUAGAGAAAAUUGAUUGUUUUGGCAAUCAAUUAACUAGCCUAGAUGUUAGUAAUUGUUCUAAUUUAAUUGAAAUUUUGUGUUUUUAUAAUAAACUAGCCAACAUCACUUUACCUCCCAAUCUUACUAACUUAAAAAAAAUAGACUUAAAAUAUAACAACCUCCCUAACCAAAAAUUAAUUAACCAGUGUGAUCUUUAUGAUAAAGAUAUGAUAGUAGUUCUCAAAUCCCUUACCAACUCCCAAUCCAUCACCCUAGAAUUCCUAACUGAGGUUACUAAUACUAAAUUGUUUGAUAGUGAUAAUAAUAAUAUUGUAAAAUGCCAUGGCAUUUCCCAAGACCCCCAAGGAAAUUAUGUGAUGGGGUUAAGAGAUAUUCACGACCAAAACCUAGUUCAUCGUGAUUUCCAUAGUGGGAAUAUUUUGAAUGAUAGUUAUGUUAGUGAUAAUAAAUUUUAUUCUCCUCCUAGUUAUAUCACCGACUUCGGUCUCAGCCGACCAGCCAACUUCAAAAAACAAGAAGGUCAAAUCUUCGGUGUCCUUCCUUAUGUUGCCCCAGAAGUUUUACAAGGAGGAAAAUACACCCAAGCAGCAGAUGUUUACUCUUGGGGCAUCAUCGCUUAUGAAUUAUUUGCUAAUGAAUAUCCUUACCCAGAGGUGGAUGAUUUAGAAUUAGCCCUAAAAGUUUAUGCUGACCCAGCCAAGAGACCUAAGCGAUCACCUCCAUUUUAUCAACAAUAUCAAGCCCUAGAAGAAGAAUACAACACUUUCUCCCAAAACACUCCUUACCAAAUUCAUCCUAAUGCCAUCACUACCAGCAAAAUGAUAGAUACUAGGGAAAUUACUCAGAGAUUACAAAGUCUAAAAAUUAGUGAAAUUGGUUCUAAGGAAAUAAAAUACAAUUUAGAAGACAACAUUGAAAUCGAUAAUGCGGACAAAAAAAAAGUUACAAUUACUUUGGGUACGUCCACAGGAUUAGGCGGUAAUGCCAAAUUUCAAACCGAAGGCACCGGUGCUCCGUUAACCGGCAAGACUGAUGACGGCACUACUGAUGGCACGGCUGCAACUGGCGGUCGAACCAAUGAUACUCAAAUGGCAGCAAGCGGAAUAGCCACCAUUGAGGUUAAUUGUUCCACUGAAUUAGAGGCAAGAAAGGUGAUAGGUUUAUUGGAUUUAAAAGAAUUAGGACAACAUUAUACGAAAGACGGGGGAGACCUGGCUAGUCGCAACCUUGAUUCUGACCUGGCUGCUUUGGAAAAAUAUAGUAAAGCGGCCGCAGAUACUAACGAACAAGUGGUUUAUGGAGUGGAUGAUGUAUUACGGGCUAACGCUAACCAAUUUAUUAUUGCCCUUCGUCAUAAUGCCACGGCCGCUGGUGGAGCCGGUAAUGCUAAUUUGAUUUGGGAAGAUGGCACUAAUGAUGAAACGAACGGAGAAAUAAGCAAAAUAUUUGACGAGACAGAUGGGAUAAAGAAAAAUCCCGCUGGGGUUCCAACUUACAAAGGAUUUCCUAUUUUUGAAGAUAAACAAAAACCAGGAAAAAACAAUACUAAUAAUAACCAAAACAAAAAUCGGCGAGAGUUCGGAGAGGAUGCGGAUGGCAGUAAUGGUAAAAAUGCAGCGGCUAGUAGCAUUUUUACUAAAACUAAUAUCGACGAUUUUCGCUUGACUGCUGAGUUUGACGGCGAAAGCGACCCGCAAAAUUGUCGGGGUUUUCAGCCGGGAGAUUUAACUACGGCUAAUAAUUUUAGGUUAAGGGUGGUUUCAGGUUUUACUACGACAAAUAUAGACAUCGACAUCUCAGCCACCGGAAAAAAAGAUGACAAAAAACCAAUAGACGCGGUGGGAUUAUUAGAAAAAUAUUAUAUUGCUUUGAAAGUUAAUAAUACUAUUGAUUAUGCGAAUAAUGAAGAUAACCAAAAAAUAGUUGACGCUUCUUAUAAUAUAAUGCUCCAAAUAGCCCAAUUGGUAGAUGAAAAUCCCACUGACCAAGCCAGUUAUGAGAAAUGGGUAGAAAAGUUUGAAAAUUUGUUUGCCGAAAACACUAUUGAAGUUAUAGCUAGGGGUGGUAGCGGACCUUCUGACCCCGAGGAGACGGCCAAGUUGAUGGCUUCGGUCUUUUGGCCGAGUAGAUUUCUGGACCUUAAAAGACAAAAAAAACCAACCCAAACACCGCCACCAACCGGCAAAAAACCUGAUGAUGCCAAAAUUGAUGCGGCACGGGAUGAAAUAGUGGGAGCAGCAACCGGAGGAAAUGAUAUGAAAGCAUUGUUGAAAAAAAUAUUUGACGAUAACCGAGCGGAAUUAAAAAAGAACGAUGAGGCAGUUUUAACCAAUUUGAAAGAAUUAGCCAAAAUAAUUGAUCGGGCUUAUAAAAAUGGGGCCGAAGUCAGACCGAGUGAAUUAAGGGCUUAUUCGGGAGGUGAUGUCAAUCAAAAAAAGGCUUGGGAAUUGGCGAACAAGGUAGUAGAUAAAGAUAAUAAAAAAUUAGCCGAUGAGGCGUUAAUUAAAGCCAAAAAACCGGAAAAAACUCUGGACGAAAUUAAGCAAGAAGCCAAAGCGGCCAUAAUUGAGAACAAUAAUGUGCUGAAUAGCGAGACGCUGGUUAAUAAGGUAGUAGAGAUAUUUGGUAAAUGUAAAAGUGCUUGGGCAAAAAACAAAGGCACGGAUGCUAAUCUGGUAAGUGAAUUGGAAGGAUAUAAAAGGGAAAUUAAUAAAUAUAAAUUUGAUGAUAAAGGGAAUGCCUGUGCGGAGGGAUAUGCGACUGGAGCCUUGGCUAAAUUAAAAAAAGCCACUACUGAUUUAACCACUCUUAUCACGGAAUCCAAAAUCGACCAAGUUACUGACCAAGCCAGUUUAGAUAAGGCUUUGGGGAUAAUUAAGGGUUCUGCUAAUUACAAUAAUAUUAAAACUGAUGUAGAACAAUUGGUAGAACCACGGGCAAAAUUAUUGGUGGAACUCAAUAAGGAUAGUAAUGCCGAUAAAAAAGCCUUGGCUAAAUUAAUAGCGGAAUUUAUUAAAAAAUUUGAGAAAAAUUAUGUAGAUAGUAAUUAUGCUACUGAUUUGUCAACUCUGGAAAAUAAGUUAACGGAAUUAAAAAAAUAUAGUGAAACGGGCGACAAAAAUACAGUUUACAAAAAUUUAAGUGCGGAGGGCAAAGCCACUCUCAAUAAAUUAAUAAGCGGUCUGGACGCCAAAGUAAAAGCCAUGCAAGCGGCCAAAAAAGCCAGCGAGCAAAGUCAAAGUCCUGAUGGAUUUGUUGACAUUGAAACGCCCAUUCUAGCCCAAAGUUCCCCUGAAGGUGCUCGCUGUUUUGUGGUGCCCUCUAAUCUCCCCAAUCGUUACUAUACUUUGCCCCAAUCCCCCCAGAUUUUUAAGCAGUUGUUAAUGAUGAGCGGUUUUGACAAGCAUUAUCAAAUUGACAAAAGUUUUCGCAAUGAGGAUGCUCGCAGUAAUCGUCAAAUUGAAUUUUCUCAAUUAGAUUUAGAGUUAAGUUUUGCCUCCGAACGAGAAAUCAAAAAGUUAGUGGAAAAAUUGCUCCAAAUCGUUUUGAAAAAAGUUUUUGGUUAUCAAAUAACCACCCCCUUUCCGACUUUAACCUAUCAGCAAGUAAUAAAAAAAUACGGCACCGAUAAACCCGAUUUACGCCAAAAUCCCCAAAAGGACCAAGCAUUAAAUUUUUUACACCCUUUUACCAUUCCAAAAAAAAAAUAUAUCGAACCCCUAUUAAAUGAUAAAAUUAAGCCUGAAAAAGUAAUUGGAGAAGCAUUUGAUUUAAUUUGUAAUGGCGAGGAAUUAUUAAGCGGUAGUAUCCGUAUUUAUCAACGAGAUUUACAAGAAAAAGUAUUACAAAUAUUAGGUUAUAAGCAGGAAGAAAGAGAAAAAAAUUUCGGUUAUUUUUUGCGAGCAUUAGAAUUUGCGGCUCCCCCCCAUGGUGGGAUUGGUUUAGGAAUUGACCGUUUGUUGGCGGUAAUAUUAAACACUAAUAAUUUAAAAGAAUUAAUUGCUUUUCCUAAAAAUAUUGACGGCACUUGUUCGUUAACCGGAACCCCAGAUUUUAGAGAAAAACUUUAUAUUUUUCUGAUUUUAGUGGCUUUUGACGAAUUAGAAAAAAAAGUAAUCCAACCUAACUUGCGAGAAAAAAAAAUAGUUGUGAUUGACAGAUAUAUUGACAGCACUCUGGUUUAUCAAGGUUUAGCCGGUGGUUUGGAAAUUGGCACCAUCCAAGAAGUUGCUAAAAAGACGAUUGACUUGCCUUGGCCCGAUAUUACUUUUGUUCUUGAUAUUGACCCCUUAAAUUUGGAAUUUCACCACCGAAUAAGAAAUCACUAUCGGGAAUUGAAAAAACUUUUCCCCGAAAGGAUUCACAUAAUUAAUGCGGACCAAAGCGAAACCGAAAUAUUGACUGAAGUUCAGGGCAUAAUUAAACAAACUCGCGCGCCCAAAAAUGAAGCCCAUUUGCCCCAAUCUGUACGAGUAAUUAUCCAAAAUGAAAAAGGGGAAUUUUUGCUACCUGGCGAAACGCCCGAAGCGGCUGCCUGCCGCGAGGUAUUUGAGGAGACUAAUUUAACGAUAGAAAAUUGUCAAAAAAUUGCUGAAGAAAAUACUGAGAAAAUAUUAGGCAUUAGAUUUGUUGAUAGUAAUUCUACUAGUCCCGAGGCUAAAGGCCACCAGCCCUACCAGUUUUAUCUCGAAAAAAUCCGCAAGUUCGAAAAAUAUGCCGGCAACCAGGGUAAUCCAGAAAAAACAAAAAAAGGCAAGAAUACUCUCCUAAUUAUUGCCGGAGGCAGCGGCACCGGCAAAACGACAGUAGAAAAUUUACUAGCCCAGGACCCUAAUAUUGUUAAAUUAAUUUCAACUACUACUCGCCCACCACGCGAGGGAGAAAAAGACGGUCAAGAUUAUUAUUUUAUCAGCAAAGAGACCUUUCAAACCGAAUUAGAGAAAGGUCGUUUUUUAGAGCAUGUAAUUUACGAUGGCAACUAUUACGGAAUUCACGGCAAAGUAGUUGAUUUAAUAUUAGGAACCCAAAAUAAGCAUGGGGUUAUUAUUGUGGAUGUGGCCGGUUUUUGGCAAAUCAAAAAAUAUUGCACCAGCGAGCCGGAAAUUCUUCGGCGCCUGAUUAUUGCUGAAAGAGAAGAAAAAUUUGCCGCAGAGUUCGAUCAUAUUUUAACAAUCAAAGAAAACGAUUUAGCCACUGCCGCCCAAAAAAUUAAGGAACAUUUGAAGACAGUUAUUUUUUACUUGCUAACCACUUUAAGUUGUUUUAGCAGUUUUCUUAUCGCAAAUAAUAGUUUUAAAGCUGUUUAUGAAACUCUGAAAAAAGGUGGGAAGGCUACCUACCAGUUAAAAAAAACGGUCCGAAAAUUAUUCCGCUUACAAAAUCCUCGUCGCAAAGAAAAAUCUCUGGCUGUGCUAACUCAAAAUAUUCGGAUUUUUACUACUUAUGUGGUAGGAAAUACUAUGCUUGGAUUAGGAAUUGGUUUUUUUCUUCUCUGCACUGCCAUAAUUAUCAUUUUUCAAUAUUUACAUUACAAAAAAGAUCUAGAAUUCCAAAAGGUGCUGGAAAAAGAGACAGAAAAAGAAAAAUUUUUAGUCAACCAUCGUGAUCUGAUUAUCAAAAAAAGCCUAGUUGCUGAACAUGAGAAAAAUUACCUUCGUUCGCUAGAAAAAUCCCACACCGCUGAAAAUAAGCGAGAUUGGAUUUUUACUAACUCUUUCGUAAUUCCAGCCUAUUCUCUACCAAAAUUCGCCCCUUUUCUCUUUUUGCGUUUUAUCCACAACGAACCAACUUUUAGAACUGCUAACAGCCUAGUCAGUUUAGCCGAAGAUACCAAAAAAAUGGCUGAAAGAUUGCGGUUUUAUCCUUUCGGGCUUUCCGCUCAAAAGCAGAUUAAUGACUUUCUGGCUGAACCAGAACGAGACGAUACUCAAAAAAAUGUUCUCGUUUCCGAACCAGUGGAAAGUAUAACUUUCCAAAAAUUGAAAGACCUUGACCUUCUUUUAACAACUAGCGAAAAUAAGGAAAUAUUUAUUUUUGACGAAGCCGAUAAUGCUCUGGAUGAAAAAAACAAGAAGGAAUUUCGCCAAAAAAUAGAGAAAAUUAGCAAAAAAAAAUUAGCCGAAAAAAUAUUGGAGGACAUUGAAGCCCAGUUGCGAAAACUUAUCUCUGAGAAAAAAGAGUUGAAAAAGAAGUUUUUGGAUAAGUUGAAAGACUUAUCUAGACAAGAAAAAGAAAAUAAAGUGGAAAUCUUACAAUUAGAAAGAAAAAUGACUUCCGGAGUCUUGCCAACUGAACGAGAAGAAAUAAUGAAAGAAAUCCAAAAACUUAACGCUUACAAUAUUACUUUAGAACAAGGAUUCAAAAAGAGAAAAAUUGAUGCGGAUGUAGUGACCGAAAUACGAAAAAGAUUAGGCAUUUGGGAAGAAAAAGAGAAUUAA